Colossoma macropomum (tambaqui) is the source of this 2778-nucleotide messenger RNA. It is a transcript of the gene skor1b, whose product is annotated as SKI family transcriptional corepressor 1b. Gene Ontology annotation, biological process: negative regulation of BMP signaling pathway; negative regulation of transcription by RNA polymerase II. NCBI's taxonomy places the organism in Eukaryota, Metazoa, Chordata, Actinopteri, Characiformes, Serrasalmidae. Gene Ontology annotation, molecular function: DNA-binding transcription factor activity, RNA polymerase II-specific; RNA polymerase II cis-regulatory region sequence-specific DNA binding; SMAD binding. The record is from RefSeq and is a predicted model, not a curated record. Gene Ontology annotation, cellular component: transcription regulator complex; nucleus.
AUGGAAUCUAUCUCGAGCCAGCUGUCCACGGGCACCGAUUCCUCCUGUUCUCCAACCUCAAAGCAAGAGCUGCAGCCGUGCACAUCUCUGAAGCCCAACCAGGUGAGCGAAACCUCCCUGUACGGGAUCCCCAUCGUCUCGCUGGUCAUCGACGGCCAGGAGCGCCUGUGCCUGGCGCAGAUCUCCAACACGCUGCUGAAGAGCUACAGCUACAACGAGAUCCACAACCGGCGCGUGGCGCUGGGCAUCACGUGCGUCCAGUGCACACCCGUCCAACUGGAGAUCCUGCGGCGCGCGGGCGCCAUGCCCAUCUCGUCGCGCCGCUGCGGCAUGAUCACGAAGCGCGAGGCCGAACGCCUGUGCAAGUCGUUCCUGGGCGAGCACCACCCGCCCAAGCUGCCCGAGAACUUCGCCUUCGACGUGUCGCACGAGUGCGCGUGGGGCAGCCGCGGUAGCUUUAUCCCUGCGCGCUACAACAGCUCGCGCGCCAAGUGCAUCAAGUGCUCCUUCUGCAGCAUGUACUUCUCGCCCAACAAGUUCAUCUUUCACUCGCACCGCACGCCCGACGCCAAGUACACGCAGCCCGACGCGGCCAACUUUAAUUCCUGGCGUCGCCACCUAAAGCUGACGGACAAAAACUCCCCGGACGACAUCAUGCACGCGUGGGAGGACGUCAAGGCCAUGUUUAACGGCGGCAGUCGCAAGAGGACGCUCCCAGUGGGCGCCUCCGAUUCCGCGCCCCCGCCCCUCAAAGCGCACGCGCCUGGUAGCCGGACGCACGCGGACCCGCCAGAGGCGCCCCACAAACCCCUGCGCUGCCCGGGCGAGGACGACAGAGUUGGGGUGACAGUGGCCGCCGGUGUCCGCAGUUACCCCGUCAUCCCUGUGCCCAGCAAGGGUUUUGGGAUGCUGCAGAAGAUCCCACCACCUCUCUUUCCGCACCCAUAUGGCUUCCCUGCCUUCGGCCUGUGCCAGAAGAAGGACAAUGGUGCUGUCCUGGCAGAGGAACAGGGCAAGGCCGGCCUGCCCACCACAGUCUUCUGGCCUGGCCCAAAGGACAGCACUUACCCUUCGUUUCCUGUGUUCUGGCCCACCGUGCCGCCUUACCACCACCCGCAGCCCAAGCCGCCUUCCGAACCCCUGUGUGUCCGGCAGAGCGAGCUGGACCCACCUGAGCCAAGUGAACGAAGGGCCAACACCCCAAAGGACGCCCUGCCAGACAGCGAGCGCUGCUCCAGCCGCAGUGAGGAGGACAAGUCCGGAGAUGACAGCAGGUCAGGGGAAGGGAUGGGAGCCGCCCAGAGGCGAAUGAGCUACGUAUCAGCAUUCCGGCCUGUGGUCAAGGAUGCGGAGACUAUAGCCAAGCUGUAUGGUAACCGUGGCCCAUAUCUGGGAGCCAGGGCCGGCUACCUGUCGCCUGAUUUCCUGAGCGAAAGCUCCAGCUACAGGUCUGUGUCUCCAGAUGUGGACAGUGUGGAUGACCCAGAUGUGGACGUGGAGUCAAACAAAGUUCAAGAAGAUGAGGAGUGCCUUCAGCUUUCUGUGGAUGACCAGCACAGCCCUCCAGGCCUGACAGCAGUACGCAGCGACGGGGCGAAGGGUCACGUAGAAGAAAAUGGCCACAUAUCCACUAUGAGUGACCCACAUACGACUGACUCAAGUGAGGCACACUCAUGUGAGGUGGAGAAGCAGAGCAAAGCACUGUUGGAGAGCAGUAAAGCCUCAGCACGAUUUCAGGUGUACGCGCACGACAGGGAUGAGCAGCAGCUGAGCGGCGCGUGCUUCGGGUCAGCGACCUCAUAUGAGCGCGAGCUACGGGAGGCCAAAGUGAAAGACGCGCAUGAGGAGGAGCCGUCAUCUACAGUAGAGGAGAUGGAGCCGAGGGCGCAGGGCAGUGUGGGUGAAACAGGCCUGAGGGACAGCAGCGACGAUAUGGAGGCAAUGCACAGGGAAUCAGGCCGAGCAGCGCUGAAGGAGAAAGACAUAGAGCACAUGGCGAAGGAAGAGCUGCAGAAGCAGUUAGUGGAGCAGAUGGAGCUCAGAAAGAAGCUGGAGAGAGAGUUUCAGAGUCUGAAAGAUAAUUUCCAAGACCAAAUGAAAAGAGAGCUGUCAUACCGAGAGGAGAUGGUCCAGCAGCUGCAGAUUGUUCGAGAAGCUCACGACGCACUCCACCAUUUCUCGUGCAAAAUGCUGACCCCUCGUCAUUGCUCCGGGACCUGCACCUUCAAGCCUCCUCUACUACCACCGUGAUGCCUUCAGGUCCUCAUUCAUAACAAGACUGCUCUGGACAGGGACAUUGCUACACCAAUAAAAAUGACGUCCAGCCCUUCAUGUAUAGACCUGGGAUAAGCAAGCGUGUAUGGUAGUAUGCUAGCUCUCCAACUGUAAUUAUUAUUAAAUAAAAAAGGCUUAUUGUAUGUACUGUAUAAUUUAUAUUUAAAAAUCACCAUUAAAGACAUUUGACAUGUUCCAUUGAAAAUAUGACCAUCUGUUUUAGAAAUGACCAAUAUGCUUGUAUUAGGUGGCUUUGUGCAAUGCAUAUAUUAUGUAUUAUAAUUCAUUUCCUGUGAUACCCUUUCUGUUGGUGAAAUGUUAGGGCACUUGGUUAAGUUAGAGGGUCCAAUAAUUUAUUACUGUAUUGUACAGUUUUAUUUAUUCCAUAUUGCUCAUGAAUGUUGUCCUCAUCUGUAAACUGUGUAAAUUAUUGAUGUAAAGCACUUUAAAUAGGCAUCCCGAAUGGCGGAAAUGUGUAUUAAAUGAACUCGUUUGAGAGGGCUA